This is a messenger RNA of Sphaeramia orbicularis (orbiculate cardinalfish), 2153 nucleotides long. Its product is annotated as vacuolar protein sorting-associated protein 37D-like. Bases 318 to 1130 code for a protein of 270 amino acids. Gene Ontology annotation, cellular component: ESCRT I complex. The transcript has 4 exons. Lineage: Eukaryota; Metazoa; Chordata; Actinopteri; Kurtiformes; Apogonidae. The record is from RefSeq and is a predicted model, not a curated record. Gene Ontology annotation, biological process: protein targeting to membrane; ubiquitin-dependent protein catabolic process via the multivesicular body sorting pathway; protein targeting to vacuole.
UAUGAGCAUUUCAAUGGACGUUGGAAUAUAUAGCACUCAAAUACACGUGUCGCCUCUUUUGUUCAGCUAUAGCGAUAAACAUAAACAAACAGGAGUUUAUUUAAGAUGCUCAUACUAUUAAUAACAUCUGAUAUUACCGAGUCCAUUGCAGUUCUGUAAUGGUGCUCAAAAAGUUGGAAAUGUUGUAAAGGUUCGUGCUGCGGUCCGUGUUUUCCGACUGUCAUUGAACGCAACAUAGACAGCCCUAGCCGCACCAGCAUGCAGGAGGAGACAGGUAACAGUCAGGUACCGGAGUUUGACGAAGCUGGAGAGGAAUUAUGACUCUUUCUGUUCAGUUCAGUGUUUUGAGAACCAGAGAGCUGAGGGAACUACUGGAGGAUGAAGAGAAGAUGAAUCAUACAGUCAGGUGUAGUGACAAAUUCCAGGAGUUGAAGAAAGCUACAGAGAAGAUGCUGCUCUCAAAUCAAAAACUGGCCAAAUCCUCCCUUUCCCAGAGGCCUAAAUUCAGAGAUGCAAAGUUCCUCCUUGCAGUAAAGUAUAAGGAAUUGGAGAAACUUAAAAACAUCAUCCAGGCCAAACAGGAGCGACUUGCUGAGAAAAACAGUGCUCAUUAUGUUCAGCAUUGUCUGAUGAAGAAGAUAAAUGAUGCUGAGGAGGAGUGUGAGCUGCUGUUUCAGAGGUUUGAGGAGGGGAAAGUACCCCCCGCAUAUUUCUUGGAUUCAUUUCUCAGUUUGCGUAAAAGCCACCACAUCACUUUAGUCCUGUUGAAAAAACUCCAGGAAGUGACCGACAGGAAACAAAGUCAGAGACCUGAUGUGAUUCACCCCAGUGCUCAGUAUCUCUCUGUGGGCUUUCCACAGCAGAUCCAUAACCCCAGCAGAGUCCCAGCUGUUCUCUGGCCCACCUGCUGUCAUCCCCUCACAUCUCCUCCUCUGAUCUAUCCUCCGAUCCUGCUGCCUUUUGGUGCACACGUCGGCACUGACCACUGUCUGCAGGAUUUAUCGUUUUGCUUGAACAGCGUGUCGCUACAUCCAGGACUGCAUGGACAGGGUGUGAAAUGGCCAGUAAGACCUGUACGUCUUCAGCCACUGAAGGGUCAGCACAGGAGGCAUGAACAGGGGCCGCGAUAAGAGAAAGCUCUGUUUUAGAUGAUGGUAGAAGGAAACCUUUACUGAAGUACUGUAUGAACAAAGGUCAAGAGUAUAUUUGUUUGAAAAUGUCCGUUUCAUGUGUCUUUAUAUGUAUGUUCAGCUCCAUUUCAUUGUAAAAUGUGUGCUUUUUACUGCACUAGGUUUGUCUGACAGCAGUGAAAACAAAAUGAAACUAAAUAAACUCUUUAAAAACUCUGUCAUCACAAAGCUUAAAACAGGCUUGUUAUUCUUAGCUUAUAAAAUGUCAACUUUUUACAUAUUUCAAUGCCAGAGACAUAUGGUGGUCUAAUAAAACAUGAUGCAUUGAAGAUUAAAAAGCACUAUAUGGAUAAAAAUACUGGGAAACAUCACAACCUACAGCUUGCAGGACUUCUCAUUUUUGUUUAUUCAAAAUAUUAUCAUGCUAAUGUUUGCCGUUUGUUAAUAAUUAUCACAGUCAACAUCAAAUUCAUAUUUUUUUUUAAAUAGAUUUUUUUUAUUCCUCAGAGAUUUGAUGAAACCAGACAAUUGUGGUUUAAAAUGAUUAUUUAUGUAAAUGUCAGAACAUCACAAAUAUGCAAGAAACAUAGAGGUGGAACAUACGGAGCAAGUGUUAUGAAAAGUUCCAUGCUGAGUAAAGUAAAAACAAACUGAGGCAUUUGUAACCGUAGAUGACACUGUAAACACCAUCUGGCUGUGUUUUUUUUCUGCCUAAUUUAUUAGAAUAUUUAAACCACUUCUUUGCAUUCAUAAUUUCAUACUUCCCUUGUAUUUUUGUGUGACGUCUGUUCUACUCUGUAACAUCUGGUAAAUUACGCUGCUGUUUAUAGAAAGCCCUCUGUAAAACAGAUUUUUAAUGUCAAGGAGUCUUUCCUGAUUAAAUAAAUAAAUUUUUAAAAAUGACAUUUGUUAUUAUUGCUUUGUAGCCCAGCCCCGUUUUAGCAAUGGAAUAUCUGUCCCUAUACUUUCACUCACAUAAUGUAGUUAAAGUGAGCUCAACCUUAAGUAAUAAAUACAACAUUA